CCACAUUGGCCAACAAUGUCUAUGGUCACACCUAUACCCUAAUUUAACCUUUCACACACAUUUCCUUAAUUUAUUCUCAUAUAAUGAAGUCAUAACACGAAGUAACAUUAAUCUCCAAAGCAAUGGGGUCUGGUUUUUCCACCGCCGACGAGGACGGAUCUGAUCCGGCGAAGAAUAGUAGAACACGAUCGCCGGGUCUUGGAGAGUUACCGGAGAACUGUUUGGCUAUGGUUCUGUCAUACUUAGACCCACCUGAUAUCUGUAACCUGGCCAGAACCAAUCGGGCUUUUUAUCAUGCAUCGUCUGCUGAUUUUAUAUGGGAAUCCAAGUUGCCUGAAAACUACCGGAUUCUCGCCAGGAAACUGGUGUUGUACGAUGGGAGUCUUGCAUGUUUUGGGAAGAAAGACAUUUAUGCUGGUUUGUGUUCUCCCGUUCGCUUCUCCAGUGGUACAAAGGAAGUGUGGAUAGAGAAAGAAAGCGGAGGAAUGAGCAUGUUGGUUUCCUGGAAGGGGAUGAAGAUAACAGGCAUCGAUGAUCGCAGAUACUGGAGCCACAUUCCCACACUCCAAUCAAGAUUCUACAGCAUUGCAUAUCUCAAACAAAUAUGGUGGCUAGAAGUAGAAGGAGACGUAGAGUUUGAGUUUCCACCAGGGAGUUAUAGCCUUUUCUUCAGUCUCCAUCUCGGAAAACCAUCCAAAGGGCAAAACCGACAAUGCUCAUCAAUCACUCCGCAAGUCUAUGGUUGGAACAUCAAGCCUGUUAGGUUCCAAUUUUCAGUAUCCAAUGGUCAGCAUGUAACAUCAGAACAGUUUCUAAAUGAGCAAGGAAAAUGGUUACGUUAUCAUGUUGGGGAUUUUGUGAUCGAGGACUUGUGUAAGCCCACAAAAAUUAAGUUUUCAAUGACACAAAUUGAUUGUACUCAUCAGAAAGGUGGUUUAGCGUUAGACUCAUUAUUCAUUUGUCGUAAUCAGCUUGCAAGUGGACGAUGACAAGUUGGAUGUGUAACAACAUUGUUUCAUAAAUUUAGGAUCAAUAAUGAAAAG
Messenger RNA from Lactuca virosa, 1043 nucleotides. Lineage: Eukaryota; Viridiplantae; Streptophyta; Magnoliopsida; Asterales; Asteraceae. The record is from the annotation of a GenBank genome assembly.